Molecule: messenger RNA, 1623 nt
Organism: Topomyia yanbarensis
Lineage: Eukaryota; Metazoa; Arthropoda; Insecta; Diptera; Culicidae
Product: UDP-glucosyltransferase 2-like
Exons: 3
Coding region: 50-1609 (519 amino acids)
Molecular function (GO): UDP-glycosyltransferase activity
Source: RefSeq, a predicted model, not a curated record
UUCUUAGCACUCAGUACUACCCCGACCGUCGUUCUAUUAACAUCGCAAAAUGUGGUACUCAUUGAUAGUGCUAAUCAUAGCUACAGGCUGUGUGACUAGAGCUGCAAACAUUUUGUACAUUGAUGGUAUAGCGUCGCCGAGCCACUUUAUUUGGCAUCGGGCCCUCAUCUACGGUCUGGCAGCUAGAGGUCAUAAUGUAACGGCCUUAAGUGUAGACGUCGAGUCGAAUCCUCCACCGAACGUUACCUUUAUUAAGGUCGAAGGUGUGUAUGAGGCUUUCUACGAUAGCAAUUCGGUAGUUACAGAUUUUUUCUCUAUGGGAGAACUCAACCCUUUUUCAAUGCUUUUAAUUUUUAAUGAGUAUACCAUGCUUGGUUGUAAGUAUUCAUUGAAAUCCAACGGACUUCGACAGCUUUUGGAUUAUCCUGAUGAUUUUAAAUUCGAUUUAAUUAUAAACGAUUAUCUGCAAGGACCAUGUAUGUCCGCUCUGGCACAACACAAAUUCGGUCGACCUCCAUUGAUUCCCGCUACAGGGUUCCACGGUCUGACAACGACAGCUUCUUUAUCCGGUGCCUAUUCCUAUUCUGGCACGAUUCCAAACCAUGAAUUCGAUGCACCCGAACGUAUGAGCUAUUCGCAACGUGUGAUGAAUUUCUUUUAUAACCACUGGGAAGAGUUGCUGAAGCAGUAUCAAUUACUACCGGCAGUAGACAAAAUGGUUCGAGAGAUAAUGCCAGACAUUCCAUACGUUGCCGAAUUUGAAAAAGAUGCUCGUAUCAUUCUGCUUAAUUCUAACCCGGUCUUACAAUACUCGGAGCCUUCCAUGCCUAGCGUGAUCUCAGUGGGUGGAAUGCAAAUAAUCAAACCGAAGGAACUUCCGGAAGACUUGAAAAAGAUCGUUGAUGACGCUAAGGAUGGUGCCAUUUUGUUCUCGCUGGGAACAAACGUGCGCAGUGAUCUGUUGGGAAAGGAUCGAAUUAUUGAAAUUCUGAACGCCAUGAAACAGUUUCCUCAGUAUCAAUUUUUGUGGAAGUUUGAAUCCGAUACGAUGCCGAUUGAGGUGCCGAAAAAUGUUUACAUCCGAAAAUGGAUGCCUCAAAAUGACCUCCUCGCUCAUCCCAAUCUGAAACUGUUCAUCACCCAUAGUGGUCUGCUGAGUACCCAGGAAGCAGUUUGGCACGGUGUUCCAGUUAUCGGAUUCCCUGUGUUUGCAGAUCAGAAUCGUAACAUUAACUAUUGCUCCGAGAUGGGUGUUGGCAAACGAUUGUCCAUAGGUAAAGUUAAAAGCGGGGAUUUAGCCAAUGCCAUUCGGGAGCUUAUGACUGAUAAGAGUUAUCGUGACAACAUGACGCGACUGUCCAAGGUUUUGCGCGACCAGAAGGAGCAUCCCUUGGAUCGUGCUAUUUGGUGGGUGGAGUGGGUCCUACGGAAUCCGGACAACAUGAUUCUACAAUCGAAUGCUGUUCAUUUGAACUGGCUUGCAAAGUAUUCAUUUGAUGUAAUUGUACCGUUGGUCUUGGUUUCCGUUGCCUUAAGUGUAGUUUGCUGUAAACUUAUAAAAGCAGUGAUUGCUAGAAGGACAGGACAAUCUAAAUCAAAGCGCGAAUAAAUUGAUGUAGAUGA